UUAAUUUUGUCCGACCGGAUGUGGUAGUCGGUCGUUGCCUGAUCAGCUGACCGAGUAGAUCGGUUCGUAGGUGGAAUAAACGAGCACAAGGAGCUCAGCGGAAGGUCACUUUUGCUUGUUUUGCCACAGGAGGAAACGUUUGUCCCACAGCUUUUCGUCAGACGGAGAUGUUCCAGUAGGACCUCUAUUUCUGACAAGUUGCCAUAAUGUCGGGGAACAAUUUGGUACUACCCAUAGUGCUGUGGGGCCGCACAGCUCCCACCCACUGCAUCAGCAGCUUACUGGUGAUGGACGACUUCAGCACCAUCAUCACGGGCUGCCACGAUGGACAGAUCUGCCUCUGGGACAUGGCACCUGAGUUAAAGAUUUGUCCCAGGGCCAUGCUGUUCGGUCACACGGCCUCUAUCACAUGUCUGUCUAAAGCCUCCUCCUGCAGCGACAAACAGUACAUCGUCAGCGCGUCUGAGAGCGGGGAGAUGUGUCUGUGGGACGUGAAUGAUGGACGCUGUAUUGAGUUUACCAAACUAGCCUGUGCCCACACUGGGAUCCAGUUCUACCAGUUCACCAAUGGCACUCAGAAGGAGGGACGCCUGCUCUGUAACGGUCAUUACCCAGAAAUCCUAGUGGUCGACGCCACCAGCCUGGAGGUUCUGUACUCGCUGGUGUCUAAGAUUUCUCCGGACUGGAUCAGCUCCAUGAGCAUCAUCCGAUCUCACCGCACACAAGAGGACACGGUGGUGGCGGUGUCUGUGACAGGAAUCCUGAAGGUCUGGAUCAUUACAGCGGAGGUCAGCAGGAUGCAGGAUCUGGACCCGGUCUUUGAAGAGGAGUCCAAACCCAUCUACUGUCAGGGCUGUCAGAGCAUUUCCUUCUGCAGCUUCACACAGAGCAGCCUGCUGGUCGUCUGCUCCAAGUACUGGAGGGUUUUUGAUGCAGGCGAUUACUCGCUGCUCUGUUCGGUGUCCAGCAACAACGACCAGUCGUGGACCGGCGGAGAGUUCAUCUCAGCAGAUAAAGUCAUCAUCUGGACCGAAGAUGGCAGCAGCCACAUCUACAUGCUGCCGCCCAGCUGUCUCUCUGCCAGCGAGCAUUUCCGCAGCGACGUUGGAAAAACCAAAGAAGGUUCUGUUCCUCCACUGAUUUACAGGAUCGCCGAACGAUCCGACAAACAGCUCCUGAUCUGUCCUCCGGUGACCCGGUUCUUCUUCGGGCGGCGGGAGCCCUUCCACAAGCUUCUGAUCCAGGGCGACUCAGCUGGUCGACUGUCUCUGUGGAGCGUCCCUGACUCGUCCCCUCGGCAGCCCGCGGGGACGUCCACAGAGCUGCAGGUGUCCUCCUCCGUCAGCCUCCAGGAGGCGUUUGACGGCCUGAAGCCCGUCUCGUCCGGGAUCAUCGACCAGCUCAGUGUCCUGUCUGGAAAAGAGGAGCCCAUUAAGGUGACGGCCAGCGUUUACAUCCCGUCUCAGGGACGCCUGGUGUGUGGGAGAGAAGACGGCAGCAUCAUCCUGGUGCCUGCCACUCAGACGGCCAUCGUGCAGCUGCUGCAAGGGGAGCACAUGCUCAGGAGAGGUGAGGAGAGUGGGAGUCGAGCCAGUAGAUUAGCAACAAACCGCGCUUGUUGCCAGGACGCAACGGAGUAUGGUUCUGUUCCAAAUGCCAUCCUCGUCCUCGGUGGAACGGACUUUCUGGAAAACGCUAAAUUUAGAUUCAGGCUGGAGGAAUCAAACUACAUGCGUGUUUAUCCACAUCAGCUCCAGGGAAUCCGUUCUGUGUCGACUAAAAUCACGUGUGUGGCCAAACCGAGUAAGAGCCAAGACUUACACGGAUGUCUCAAGUGUGCUUCUAGACCAGGACACAAUCAUCUGUUCAUUACCAAGAGUUUGCUUUACGACAGUAAUCUGAACCCCAAACCAGCACGACUUCAAACCAUCGGUGGAGAUUCUGCCUCCUAUCCGAGUCUUCUGAUGCAUCAGAGGAAACAUUCAUCUGAGUCUACAGCUGUAGCCGUUCUGAGUGCAGACAUGUCUGCUAAAGCCUUUGUUCUUUAUGAGAGACAAAGGACCCAGAUAUCAUAUUUUCCCAGUGAGCACAUUCUGAGCUGCGGUUCUGUUGGUUCUGACGGUCACCUCCCAGGUUUCUCUGUGCAGACCCGAGUGCAGCACUGCAUCUGCUCGGUGGCCAGCGACCACUCAGUGGGCCUGCUCAGCCUCAGAGAGAGGAAGUGCAUCAUGCUGGCGUCGCGACACCUCUUCCCCAUCCAGGUCAUCAAGUGGCGCCCGGCAGAUGACUACCUGGUGGUGGGAUGUUCUGAUGGUUCCGUCUACGUCUGGCAGAUGGAUACAGGAGCCCUGGAUCGCUGCGUGAUGGGAAUAACCGCCGUGGAGAUCCUGAACGCCUGCGAUGAGCUCGCCCCAGCCACCGUCGACGCGCUGAGUCACUCCGCGGUGAACCUAAAGCAGGCCAUGACCCGCCGCAGCCUGGCCGCCCUGAAGAACAUGGCCCAGCACAAACUGCAGACUCUGGCCACCAACCUGCUGGCUGCGGACAACGCCGACAAGGGUAACUUGCCCAAAUACUCCCACAAUGCACUGGUGGUCCAGGCGAUGAAGACCAAUCUGACAGACCCCGACAUGCACGUGCUGUUCUUUGACGUGGAGGCCUUGAUCAUCCAGCUCCUGACGGAGGAGGCGCAGCGCCCGAACCCCAUGCUGGUGUCUCCGGAGACCCUCCAGAAGAGCCAGGCUGGGGCCGACAAGGGGGGGUCGUUCCUGGCCAACAAGAUCUUCAAGCAGGUGAAAGAGACCAUGAAGGAGACCAUCAAGGAGCACCUGCUGGAUGAAGAUGAGGAGGAGGAGGAGGAGAUGAGGAGGCGGGAGGAGAAGUCCAAGUCUCUGAGUCUGCUGGAGUACAACCUGACCAUGGACACAGCCAAGCUCUUUAUGUCCUGCCUACACGCCUGGGGACUCAACGAGCAGUUGGACAGCAUCUGUCUGGAGCGACUGGGCAUGCUCAGACCUCACUGUCCCAUCUCCUUCGGCCUGAUCUCCAGAGGAGGCCACAUGUCCCUCAUGCUGCCCACCUUCAAGGAGUCUUUGCUGCGACAGUUGUCUCAGGCAACAGGGCGGAGACUCGCUUUAUCCGACAUCGUGGGGAAGGGGACCUACGGCGUCUCGAGGGCCGUCACCACGCAGCAUCUCCUGUCAGCCAUCUCUCUGUCCAACACGCUGAUGGGCAUGACCAACGCCACCUUCGUCGGAGAGCACAUGAAGAAAGCGCCGGCCAGGCCUCCCAGACCAGGAGGAACCCCGGAGUCUCCUCGGAGGACGCCUGCUGCCCCCUCUCAGCCCUCCAACCCGGCGCUACAGGCCCAGAUCAAACAAGGCUGGAGCCAGCUGGCAGCCAUGCACUGCGUCAUGCUGCCGGAUCUCCUGGGCCUGGACAAGUACCGACCUCCUCUGCUGGAGAUGUUGGCGAGGAGGUGGCAGGACCGAUGUCUGGAGGUACGGGAAGCAGCCCAGGCUCUUCUUCUGGCCGAGUUACGAAGGAUCGGACAGUCGGGACGCAAAGAUACGAUCGACAUGUGGGCUCCGUACCUGCCUCAGUACGUGGACACGGUCAGCUCCCCUGGGACAACCACUGAAGCCUCCCCUCAGGCCCCGCCCCCUCCCGAGGCUCAGCCAAUAGAAACCAAGGCUCCAGAGGAGGAGAUGGACGUCACUGAUGAUGACAUCACUGCAGGCUGUUUGUCCAACCUUCCACCCAAUGCCAAGAAGAUCUCCAACUCGUACGAGGAGCGUCGGAAACAGGCCACGGCCAUCGUGCUGCUCGGAGUCAUUGGAGCGGAGUUCGGAGCGGAGAUUGAACCCCCUAAAGUCUCUGGGCGAGCCCGAGCGGGCGGACAGGCGCCCGAAGGCUUUGGACUAACGAGUGGAAGCUCGUCUAACUACUCGCUGGCAAGGCACACGUGUAAGGCCCUGACCUUCCUGCUGCUGCAGCCCCCCAGCCCCAAGCUCCCGGCCCACAGCACCAUCCGCCGCACCGCCAUCGAUCUGAUUGGUCGAGGCUUCACCGUCUGGGAGCCGUACAUGGACGUGUCUGCGGUGCUCAUGGGGCUGCUGGAGUUGUGCGCCGACGCAGAGAAACAGCUGGUGAAUAUUACCACGGGUCUGCCCCUCAACCCCCCUGCAGACUCAGCUCGUUCUGCUCGCCACGCUCUUUCUCUGAUCGCCACUGCCCGACCGCCGGCCUUCAUCACCACCAUCGCCAAAGAGGUUCAUCGCUACAACGCAGCUCAGGCCAACUCUCAGUCACAGCAGAACGUUCACACCACCACUCUGGCCCGAGCCAAGGCCGAGAUUCUGCGAGUGAUCGACAUCCUGAUAGAGAAGAUGCCCGGAGACGUCGUUGAUCUUCUGGUUGAGGUGAUGGACAUCAUCAUGUACUGCAUCGAAGGUUCUCUGGUGAAGAAGAAAGGUCUGCAGGAGUGUUUCCCUGCAAUCUGCAAGUUCUACAUGGUGGGUUACUGCGACCGCAGCCACAGGAUCGCUGUUGGAGCGCGGCAAGGUUCAGUCGCUCUCUACGACGUUCGGACGGGAAAAUGUCAGAAUAUCCACGGCCACAAAGGUCCGAUCACGGCCGUGUCGUUCGCUCCUGACGGUCGAUAUUUAGCCACGUAUUCCAGCGCCGACAGCCACAUCUGCUUCUGGCAGAUGAACACCAGUCUGUUCGGCAGCAUCGGGAUGCUGAACUCGGCUCCUCAGCUCCGCUGCAUCAAGACCUACCAGGUUCCUCCGGUGCAGCCCGCUUCUCCUGGAUCCCAGAACCACCUGAAGCUCGCCCGCCUCAUCUGGACCUCCAACCGCAAUGUCAUCCUGAUGGCCCACGAUGGCAAGGAACAUCGCUUCAUGGUCUGAUGUGGUCUGGGGUGGUUCUGAGCUGCAGCUGACCCAGAACCGUCCAAGCCCGGGUGCUGGUUUGGGUCAGAUUAGUCUCCUCGGUAGUCAUCAUGAGGAAACUAGCUGUAAAUAUUCAAACGAGUUUACAUGAAGAUUUGUUUCAGAUGUUUUUCAGUCACUUCCUGUUUAUUUAAGUUUAUUUCCUGUUUGAUUCUGUGAAGUGAAACAUAUCAGGAGUGUUUAAAUUCUGCUGGUUUUACCCCGUUUCUGAUUGUUUUCUCCUCUGAAUCGGUUCAGACCACAUUUCUGAGUUUCACCAAAAAUCGCAUAUUCUCCGUCCAAAAGCUCGACCCGGCUCAGGUUCUGGAGGAAAAACGCAUCUGAAGAUCACUAAAUCUAUAGUCACAAGAAAAGUGAAACCUUAGUGCUGAAUGUGAGCCUUUCUCUCUCUAACAUAUUUGAACAUUUGUUUAUUUUUCUCACAUCUUCUCGAUGUGCUUGUGUGAAUCAGAUGUCUAGGUUCGGAUUAUAAUCCAGCGUCUAAGACCUCCACCUGGCUUCAGUAGAAACCUGUAAAUAUCCAGUUCAACUAUCAAGCUGCUGUUUGUCGUCUUGUCCAGUGUGCAGAGUUAUGCUGAGUCAUUGUGAGUUAUGCUGACUCAUUGUGAGUUAUGCUGAGUCAUUGUGAGUUAUCCUGACUCAUUGUGAGUUAUGCUGACUCAUUGUGAGUUAUGCUGGGUCAUUGUGAGUUAUGCUGGGUCAUUGUGAGUUAUGCUGGGUCAUUGUGAGUUAUGCUGGGUCAUUGUGAGUUGUGCUGACUCAUUGUGAGUUAUGCUAACUCAUUGUGAGUUAUGCUAACUCAUCGUGAGUUAUGCUGACUCAUUGUGAGUUAUGCUGACUCAUUGUGAGUUAUGCUGAGUCAUUAUGAGCUAUGCUGAGUCAUUGUGAGUUAUGGUGGCUAAUCGUGACAUCAGCCAUUUUGGUGAAAAGCCUUUUUAUUGUUUUAGAUGAUUUCAGUGAAACUUUAAGGAACAAAAAGGACAAAGAAUUACAAAAGAUAUUAAUAUUUACGACAACAUCAAGUAAAAUUCUUUAUUCUUUAGUUGCUUACGAGCUUUUUUGUUCUUUGGGAUUUUCCUGAAACUCUGGAAUCUUUUUACAAAAUGGCCUUUAAUAUGUUAAAAAUGUGGUUUAUGAAUCUCUGAUGGGUGCAGGUAGAUUGUUCCUAACGGGGAAUUUAUUUUGAAAUGUGGAUUGGACCAAAAAGACUCGGAUAAAAGAACAAAGACAGAAACGUUAUGAUUGAAUAAAACAACCUGGAUUAAAGUGAAUACAUUUAGUUUGUUUUUUAAACAAUUUACACGUUUAGUUUGAGUCUCGGGUAUUCGGAGGGAAAGGGAUUUUUGUUUAUUUUUAAACGCUGCUGUGAUUUUCCUGCUAGUUUGGAGCUUCCUGCUUUAAACUGUCUUUGAUCUUUUAUGGUUCAGAGUUUUAUUCAGAGAUUAUUUACAUAUAAACUAUAAUAAAAAACAGGAUAUUUAUGGGAAGUUUGAAGCGUUUCCUUCCUUCGCCUCCUCUUCAGAGCCGUCAGAAAGCUUCUAACGCAUCACACACCUGUAAACCCGAGCGUGUCAAAGCUUUUCACAACUUCUUCCUUUCCUCAGAAAAAUUCCCGACCCGAGGUCGGAGGGAUUUCUGAAAACCCUCUCAGUGCAUCCUGACAGCGUUGAGAUCUUAAUCUUUGGGUUUCUGCUCUUAACAGUUUGACUAAACUUGUUUUCUGGAAGCCUCCCGCGAGAGGAAGGGUGAGAAAAGUACGGCAGCUGAGGAGUAAGUAACAAGUGAGGAAGAUGAGAGCAGCCGAGCAGAAAAAGGAGCUUUGAUGGUGAAAAUCUUCUGGGAUCGUUCUUCCAGACCGACUGGAGAGUUACAGAAAACGUCUCAUAAAUACAAACUCACGUGUUCUGUAAUCAAAACAGGAAAUCUUUGAGGCAGGGACGUUUUCCUUCGUUAAUUGAAGCCCUUUUUGGUUUCCUUUAGACGCCUCCGGCUCCGUUUUGACCUCUAACUGGUUUUUGUGGAUCAUGAGUGACGUGAUGCAUGUAUAUGAGCGUUCCUUCGUGUGAAACUCAAUCUAUGAAACAAACCCGAACUGUGUUGGUGUCAAUUUGGUGUCAAAUAAAAAAUCUUCACAAAG
This is a messenger RNA of Nothobranchius furzeri (turquoise killifish), 7092 nucleotides long. The record is from RefSeq and is a predicted model, not a curated record. NCBI's taxonomy places the organism in Eukaryota, Metazoa, Chordata, Actinopteri, Cyprinodontiformes, Nothobranchiidae.